AUGAGUCGGCACGAGCUCAUUCCUAGUGAUCCUUCGCCGUCACCAUCCAACUCGUCUAGCUACGACGAGCAUAGCUCUACGAAUACUACUUGUCUCGACACCAUGGGCAUGAGCGCGUUGGGCAAACCCUCAAGCAGCGGUAGUGAGAAGCAUAUCAAACACAUCGACGAUGACCAGCUCAUCGUGCAAUCACUCAACACGGACGGUACCCCGCGGCGGCCCAUGAACGCGUUCAUGAUCUUUGCCAGACGCAGAAGACCACAGGUCUCAGCUGCCAACCAGGCGAUGCGCACCGGAGAGAUCAGCAAGAUCCUAUCUCGAGAAUGGGCGAACAUGCCUAUGUCAGAGAAGGAGUUCUAUCUCGACCAAGCCAAGAGGCUAAAGGAUGUAUUUAACGCGAAAUACCCUGACUACGUUUAUCGGCGCCGCCCAAACAACUCUCGCAAGAAGCCGCGCCGGGGCGAGAUGGGCCACGAAAUCAUGCACGACGACCAGCUAGGCGACACGGGGGAGGACUCACCUGACGGUGCGCAUGGUGUCGAUUGGCCUUCACCAGAAGACGAUUACGGGCGCUCUCGGCACUCCGAUGGCCAGUACGGCAACUCGCACAACGACCACGGAUAUUCUCCGUACGGGCAUUCAAGCGAUCGUUAUUCGUCUCAUACGCAUGCGCAUCUGCCACCACGCUUGAAUUAUGUGCCCUCUCAAGGCGGCCCGGCGACACCUCGCCCGCCACACCCGAGUCACUCACCGACUAUUCUCCCUUCUCCGUCCCCAUACCCAUCCUACUAUACGUCCUCCAAUCGCACAUCGUCGUCCUGGCAAAGUUCCUCUGGCCAAACGUGGAACCCGCCCUUCCAGCUUAGAGAGCAGCGGUCGCUUGGGUCAUUGGCUGGCAAACACAAUGUGCCUUCGCCGCCUCCCGGGCGGCCAUUUUCGGCGGCAACAUCCGGUGGCUCUCCGAGCAACUCUAGCAAUGCCUCGCUACAUGGACAUGGUCUCUCCUCUUCGUCGCCCUACGUUUCGGCAUCCACGUCGCCAGGAGUCGAGAGCUUCAGCUCGUCGCACAACCAUGGCGAGUCGUACUACGCCAGCACGUACUCGUCCUCUGCGCCCUUGACGUACGGGCACGGGCACGGAUAUGCUGUGUCCAGUUCGGCACCAGCGGAUGCUAAUCCCUCGCACCUCCCGCGUUCCCUAUCAUCGUCUGUACCGCAUUCAGCCUCGGAUUACGCGCCAGGCACCUUGCACAACGUACACCCGUCUCCUAGUGGCGCGUUGUGGGACCGCGCUGGAAACCGAUGA
This is a messenger RNA of Peniophora sp. CBMAI 1063, 1305 nucleotides long. NCBI's taxonomy places the organism in Eukaryota, Fungi, Basidiomycota, Agaricomycetes, Russulales, Peniophoraceae. The record is from the annotation of a GenBank genome assembly.